AUGGCAAAGAAAGAGCCCGUCCAGCAACACAUUGAGGGGCUGACCACUGCAACAACAGAUUGGACCACUGAAGAAUCCACACUUGCAACAAAUGAUAUAUCCACCUUGGAAAGAGAGACAACGACAGCCUCCAUUUCGAGAAAGAGCCCUAACACAACAGCCAGUACAACUGACGAGUCACUGAGCACAUUUGCUCAGCAAAAAAGUACAACAUCAGAGACGCAUUCUUCACAGGGUUCAAGCCUUACAGAAACUGUUCCUUUCACUCCAAUGACAGAAGCCCUGACACCAAGUGCAAACAUUAGAUCUUCUUCCACCAAAGUGCUGACAUUUAAUACUGGUGGACCAACUGAAAUAUCCACCCCAGGAGAGACAAUGACACCUCAAACUUCAAACAUGAGCCCUGACAAAACAGCACAGCAGACGAGUGAGACACCUGAGACAAGCUUGGCAACAACAACCCAAACCACUUACACUGCAUAUGUUUCAGGAUCUAAAGAGGGGUCAACCUCAGUCACAACAGUUCGGACCACCAUAGGAUCAACCUUUACAACUGGUGGGCCAACUGAAAUAUCCACCUUGGCAGCAGAGACAACGACAACUCUCACUUCAAACACGAGCCCUGACAAAACAGUUAGCACAGCUGAGACAACAGAAAUAACAAGGGCACAGCAGACAAGUGAGACACCUGAGGCAAGCUUGGCAACAACAACCCAAACCACUUACACUGCCUAUGUUUCAGGAUCUACAGAGGGGUCAACCUCAGUCAAAACAGCUCAGACCACCAUAGGAUUAACCUUUGCAACUGGUGGGCCAACUGAAAUAUCCACCCCAGAAAAGUCAACAACACAAGAGACAAGUUCAGCAGCAACAACUCAAACCACUUACAGUACCCCUAUCUCUAAAUCUACGGAGGGGCUGACCUUAGAAACAACAGCUUGGACCACUGAAGAAGGAUCAACCCUUACAACUGGUGAGCCAAAGGACACAUCCACUAUGGCAGGAGAGAAAACAACAGCCACCAUUUCAAGCACAAGGCCAGACACCAUGACCAGUACAACUGAUAGACCAGUGAGCACAUCUUUCCAGGAAACAAGUGCAACAUCAGAGACAAGCUCUUCACAGUGGACAACCAUUACUGAAAAUGUUUCUUUCACUGCAAUGUCAGAAGCACUAACAACAAGUGCAACCAUUGAAUCUUCUUCCACUAAAGCUUCAACAUUUACAACUGAUGGCCCAACAUAUACAUCCACCUUGGCAACAGAGACAACAACACCUCUCACUUCAAACAUGAGCCCUGACAAAACAGUUAGCACAGCUGAGACAACGGAAAUAACAAGGGCACAGCAGACAAGUGAGACACCUGAGACAAGCUUGGCAACAACAACCCAAACCACUUACACUGCCUAUGUUUCAGGAUCUACAGAGGGGUCAAACUCAGUCACAACAUCUCGGACCACCAUAGGAUCAACCUUUGCAACUGGUGGGCCAACUGAAAUAACCACCCCAGAAAAGUCAACAACACCAGAGACAAGUUCAGCAGCAACAAUUCAAACCACUUACAGUACCCCUAUAUCUAAAUCUACGGAGGGGCUGACCUUAGAAACAACAGCUUGGACCAUUGAAGAAGGAUCAACCCUUACAACUGGUGAGCCAAAAGAUAUAUCCACUAUGGCAGGAGGGACAACAACAGGCACCAUUUCGAACACAAGGCCAGACACAAUGACCAGUACAACUGAUAGACCAGUGAGCACAUCUGUCAAGGAAACAAGGGCAACAUCAGGGACAAGUUCUUCACAGUGGACAACCAUUACUGAAACUGUUUCUUCAACUGCAAUGUCAGAAGCCCUAACAACAAGUGCAACCAUUGGAUCUUCUUCCACCGAAGCUUUGACAUUUAAAACUGGUGGCCCAACAUAUACAUCCACCUUGGCAACAGAGACAACAACACCUCUCACUUCAAACAUGAGCCCUGACAAAACAGUUAGCACAGCUGAGACAACAGAAAUAACAAGGGCACAGCAGACAAGUGAGACACCUGAGACAAGCUUGGCAACAACAACCCAAACCACUUACACUGCCUAUGUUUCAGGAUCUACAGAGGGGUCAAACUCAGUCACAACAGCUCGGACCACCAUAGGAUCAACCUUUGCAACUGGUGGGCCAACUGAAAUAACCACCCCAGAAAAGUCAACAACACCAGAGACAAGUUCAGCAGCAACAACUCAAACCACUUACAGUACCCCUAUAUCUAAAUCUACGGAGGGGCUGACCUUAGAAACAACAGCUUGGACCACUGAAGAAGGAUCAACCCUUACAACUGGUGAGCCAAAGGAUACAUCCACUAUGGCAGGAGGGACAACAACAGGCACCAUUUCGAACACAAGGCCAGACACAGUGAGCAGUACAACUGAUAGACCAGUGAGCACAUCUUUCCAGGAAACAAGUGCAACAUCAGAGACAAGUUCUUCACAGUGGACAACCAUUACUGAAACUGUUCCUUUCACUGCAGUGUCAGAAGCCCUAACAGCAAGUGCAACCAUUGGAUCUUCUUCCACUCAAGCUUCGACAUUUAAAACUGGUGGCCCAACUUAUACAUCCACCUUGUCAGCAGAGACAAUGACACCUCUCACUUCAAACACGAGCCCUGAAAAAACAGUUAGCACAGCUGAAACAACGGAAAUAACCAUGACAGAGCAGACAAGUGAGACAUUUGGGACAAGCUUGGCAAUAACAACCCAAACCACUUUAACUGCGUAUGCUUCAGGAUCUACAGAGGAUUCGACCUUAGGCACAACAGAUCGGACCACCAUAGGAUCAGUCUUUACAACUGUUAGGCCAACUGAAACAUCCACCCUAGAAAAGUUAACAACACCAGAGACAAGUUCAGCAGCAGCCAAUAAAACACCUUACAGUACCCCCAUCUCUGCAUCUACGGAAGGUCUGACCUUACAAACAACAGCCUGGAUCACUGAAGAAGGAUCAACCCUUACAACUGGCGAGACAUUGGAAAUAUCCACUACAGCAGGAGAGACAACAACAGCCACCAUUUCAAGCACAAAGCCAGACACAAUGACCAGUACAACUGAUAGAGCAGUGAGCACAUCUUUCCAGGAAACAAGUGCAACAUCAGAGACAAGUUCUUCACAGUGGACAACCAUUACUGAAACUGUUCCUUUCACUGCAGUGUCAGAAGCCCUAACAGCAAGUGCAACCAUUGGAUCUUCUUCCACUCAAGCUUCGACAUUUAAAACUGGUGGCCCAACUUAUGCAUCCACCUUGUCAGCAGAGACAAUGACACCUCUCACUUCAAACACGAGCCCUGACAAAACAGUUAGCACAGCUGAAACAACAGAAAUAACCAUGACAGAGCAGACAAGUGAGACAUUUGGGACAAGCUUGGCAAUAACAACCCAAACCACUUUAACUGCAUAUGCUUCAGGAUCUACAGAGGAUUCGACGUUAGGCACAACAGAUCAGACCACCAUAGGAUCAGUCUUUACAACUGGUAGGCCAACUGAAACAUCCACCCCAGAAAAGUCAACAACACCAGAGACAAGUUCAGCAGCAGCCAAUAAAACACCUUACAGUACCCCCAUCUCUGCAUCUACGGAAGGCCUGACCUUGCAAACAACAGCCUGGAUCACUGAAGAAGGAUCAACUCUUACAACCGGUGAGACAAUGGAAAUAUCCACUACAGCAGGAGAGACAACAACAGCCACCAUUUCGAGCACAAGGCCAGACACAAUGACAAGUACAACUGAUAGAUCAGUGAGCACAUCUUUCCAGGAAACAAGUGCAACAUCAGAGACAAGUUCUUCACAGUGGACAACCAUUACUGAAACUGUUCCUUUCACUGCAGUGUCAGAAGCCCUAACAGCAAGUGCAACCAUUGGAUCUUCUUCCACUCAAGCUUCGACAUUUAAAACUGUUGGCCCAACUUAUACAUCCACCUUGUCAGCAGAAACAAUGACACCUCUCACUUCAAACACGAGCCCUGACAAAACAGUUAGCACAGCUGAAACAACGGAAAUAACCAUGACAGAGCAGACAAUAGAGACAUUUGGGACAAGCUUGGCAAUAACAACCCAAACCACUUUAACUGCGUAUGCUUCAGGAUCUACAGAGGAUUCGACCUUAGGCACAACAGAUCGGACCACCAUAGGAUCAGUCUUUACAACUGGUAGGCCAACUGAAACAUCCACCCUAGAAAAGUUAACAACACCAGAGACAAGUUCAGCAGCAGCCAAUAAAACACCUUACAGUACCCCCAUCUCUGCAUCUACGGAAGGCCUGACCUUACAAACAACAGCCUGGAUCACCGAAGAAGGAUCAACCCUUACAACUGGCGAGACAUUGGAAAUAUCCACUACGGCAGGAGAGACAACAACAGCCACCAUUUCAAGCACAAAGCCAGACACAAUGACCAGUACAACUGAUAAAGCAGUGAGCACAUCUUUCCAGGAAACAAGUGCAACAUCAGAAACAAGUUCUUCACAGUGGACAACCAUUACUGAAACUGUUCCUUUCACUGCAGUGUCAGAAGCCCUAACAGCAAGUGCAACCAUUGGAUCUUCUUCCACUCAAGCUUCGACAUUUAAAACUGGUGGCCCAGCUUAUACAUCCACCUUGUCAGCAGAAACAAUGACACCUCUCACUUCAAACACGAGCCCUGACAAAACAGUUAGCACAGCUGAAACAACGGAAAUAACCAUGACAGAGCAGACAAUUGAGACAUUUGGGACAAGCUUGGCAAUAACAACCCAAACCACUUUAACUGCAUAUGCUUCAGGAUCUACAGAGGAUUCGACGUUAGGCACAACAGAUCGGACGACCAUAGGAUCAAUCUUUACAACUGGUAGGCCAACUGAAACAUCCACCCUAGAAAAGUUAACAACACCAGAGACAAGUUCAGCAGCAGCCAAUAAAACACCUUACAGUACCCCCAUCUCUGCAUCUACGGAAGGCCUGACCUUACAAACAACAGCCUGGAUCACUGAAGAAGGAUCAACCCUUACAACUGGUGAGACAUUGGAAAUAUCCACUACGGCAGGAGAGACAACAACAGCCACCAUUUCAAGCACAAAGCCAGACACAAUGACCAGUACAACUGAUAAAGCAGUGAGCACAUCUUUCCAGGAAACAAGUGCAACAUCAGAGACAAGUUCUUCACAGUGGACAACCAUUACUGAAACUGUUCCUUUCACUGCAGUGUCAGAAGCCCUAACAGCAAGUGCAACCAUUGGAUCUUCUUCCACUCAAGCUUCGACAUUUAAAACUAGUGGCCCAACUUGUACAUCCACCUUGUCAGCAGAGACAAUGACACCUCUCACUUCAAACACGAGACCUGACAAAACAGUUAGCACAGCUGAAACAACGGAAAUAACCAUGACAGAGCAGACAAGUGAGACAUUUGGGACAAGCUUGGCAAUAACAACCCAAACCACUUUAACUGCAUAUGCUUCAGGAUCUACGGAGGAUUCGAUGUUAGGCACAACAGAUCGGACCACCAUAGGAUCAGUCUUUACAACUGGUAGGCCAACUGAAACAUCCACCCUAGAAAAGUUAACAACACCAGAGACAAGUUCAGCAGCAGCCAAUAAAACACCUUACAGUACCCCCAUCUCUGCAUCUACGGAAGUCCUGACCUUGCAAACAACAGCCUGGAUCACUGAAGAAGGAUCAACUCUUACAACCGGUGAGACAAUGGAAAUAUCCACUACGGCAGGAGAGACAACAACAGCCACCAUUUCGAGCACAAGGCCAGACACAAUGACAAGUACAACUGAUAGACCAGUGAGCACAUCUUUCCAGGAUACAAGUGCAACAUCAGAGACAAGUUCUUCACAGUGGACAACCAUUACUGAAACUGUUCCUUUCACUGCAGUGUCAGAAGCCCUAACAGCAAGUGCAACCAUUGGAUCUUCUUCCACUCAAGCUUCGACAUUUAAAACUGGUGGCCCAACUUAUACAUCCACCUUGUCAGCAGAGACAAUGACACCUCUCACUUCAAACACGAGUCCUGACAAAACAGUUAGCACAGCUGAAACAACGGAAAUAACCAUGACAGAGCAGACAAUUGAGACAUUUGCGACAAGUUUGGCAAUAACAACCCAAACCACUUUAACUGCAUAUGCUUCAGGAUCUACAGAGGAUUCGAUGUUAGGCACAACAGAUCGGACCACCAUAGGAUCAGUCUUUACAACUGGUAGGCCAACUGAAACAUCCACCCUAGAAAAGUUAACAACACCAGAGACAAGUUCAGCAGCAGCCAAUAAAACACCUUACAGUACCCCCAUCUCUGCAUCUACGGAAGGCCUGACCUUACAAACAACAGCCUGGAUCACUGAAGAAGGAUCAACCCUUACAACUGGCGAGACAUUGGAAAUAUCCACUACGGCAGGAGAGACAACAACAGCCACCAUUUCAAGCACAAAGCCAGACACAAUGACCAGUACAACUGAUAAAGCAGUGAGCACAUCUUUCCAGGAAACAAGUGCAAAAUCAGAGACAAGUUCUUCACAGUGGACAACCAUUACUGAAACUGUUCCUUUCACUGCAGUGUCAGAAGCCCUAACAGCAAGUGCAACCAUUGGAUCUUCUUCCACUCAAGCUUCGACAUUUAAAACUAGUGGCCCAACUUGUACAUCCACCUUGUCAGCAGAGACAAUGACACCUCUCACUUCAAACACGAGACCUGACAAAACAGUUAGCACAGCUGAAACAACGGAAAUAACCAUGACAGAGCAGACAAGUGAGACAUUUGGGACAAGCUUGGCAAUAACAACCCAAACCACUUUAACUGCAUAUGCUUCUGGAUCUACAGAGGAUUCGAUGUUAGGCACAACAGAUCGGACCACCAUAGGAUCAAUCUUUACAACUGUUAGGCCAACUGAAACAUCCACCCUAGAAAAUUUAACAACACCAGAGACAAGUUCAGCAGCGGCCAAUAAAACACCUUACAGUACCCCCAUCUCUGCAUCUACGGAAGGCCUGACCUUACAAACAACAGCCUGGAUCACUGAAGAAGGAUCAACCCUUACAACUGGCGAGACAUUGGAAAUAUCCACUACAGCAGGAGAGACAACAACAGCCACCAUUUCAAGCACAAAGCCAGACACAAUGACCAGUACAACUGAUAGAGCAUGUCAGAAGCCCUAA
Myxocyprinus asiaticus (Chinese sucker) is the source of this 7161-nucleotide messenger RNA. RefSeq names its product mucin-22-like. The coding region runs from base 1 to 7161 and encodes 2386 amino acids. The transcript has 3 exons. The record is from RefSeq and is a predicted model, not a curated record. NCBI's taxonomy places the organism in Eukaryota, Metazoa, Chordata, Actinopteri, Cypriniformes, Catostomidae.